This is a messenger RNA of Didymodactylos carnosus, 2781 nucleotides long. The record is from the annotation of a GenBank genome assembly. NCBI's taxonomy places the organism in Eukaryota, Metazoa, Rotifera, Eurotatoria, Philodinida, Philodinidae.
AUGGACAAAAAACGGAACAUACCAGAAGAAUCAGCUCGUCGAGCUCUACAAACUGCAUUUGUUGCUAAAAAUAACCAACAGAUACCUGAACAAAUAUUGAAAACAAUAGUCAAUUUUUUAACAAAUAAAACAGAUAAUAUACAAUUAAGAAUUGCUUGUGCAAAUAUUUUAUCGAAAGAGAUAGAACAAAAUUGUAAUUGUUUUAAGAUACUUCGAUUACAUAUUGUAUCAUUGCAAGUCGUAGCGUUAGAAUCAAGAAACAAUAAAAAUGAAGAUUUAUUGAAUAAAUUUGUUUUUCAAAUUUUAGAAAAAUUUGUUCAAGAAAAAGAUUUGUCACAACGGUUUUUCGUUGACUAUUCUGUUAAACUUAAAGAGCGAGCAAUCAGUUUAGAAGAAAAUUUGACUGCACAAGAUUUUCUAAAACAAUUAAGUCCAUCAGAUAAAGACAUUCAAACAGAAAAAGAUAGUUUAAAAAAAUAUCAUCUGUUAAAUACGCUUAACAAUUCAUUAGUAAAUUGUCAAUAUAUUGACACAACAAUUUUUAAUCAAUUUGAUUCGAAUGAGUGGGAAAAAGAAAUAUUAUGUAGUGAAUUAUUAACAGAAACAUUUAAAUUAAAUUCUCAAAACAAUGAAGGAAUAAAUGAAUUUGAAUUAGAAAAAUUUCGAAAAAAUAUUAAUUUAUUAAAAAUUAAUCAAAACAAAAAUGUAUUAAAAAUAUUAAUUGAUAAACAAAAUAUUUAUCAAUUUGAUCUUGAAUUCAUUAACGAUAUUUUAUUAAUGUUGUCAGAAUUAGAUGAGUCAAGAAUCAUCAAAGCUUUAAAUAUUUUAGAAAAGAAGGAUGAUAGUCUUUUUCUAGAAUUACAAAAAUUAUGGUUAACAAAAAGAUUAGAACAUUUUAAUAUAAAAUUUAAUGAGAAAAAUUUAAAAAUAUUGAAUUCAUAUUUAAUAUUUAAAUGUGAAAUAAUAAAUCAGAUAUUAAGUAAAAUAAAAGAAAAUACGAAAAUUGAAGAAUUAAUUGAAUUUUUCGUCAUAUUAGAAAAUUGUGGUUUAACACAAAAUACUUGUGAAAACUUUUUAGUAAAUGAAAUUGUUCAUAAAACAAGUAUUAAAAAUUGGAAAUUAAAAUUAAAUGAUAGAUUAGUAGGAAUAAUUUUAACGAAUAAAUAUCCAAUCUAUAAUAAUUAUCUUAAAAAUACGAACAAUUAUAAAUUAGCAAUAUCAAAAAAUGUUGUAUUUACUAAAAAUGCGUAUAAUCAAGCCAAUACAACAUAUUCGUACAAUGCAAAUGAUAUUGUACAAAUAUCAUCAGAAUGGAUGAAAAAUUUUAUCAAUAGUUUUAGAAUUACACAAGCGAUAGAUCAACAAGUUGAUACAAGUUUACAUGAUAUUUUAACGAACAUUUUAAAUGAUUGUAAAAAAGAUCAAACAUCGACAAUUAUUCCCUUAAAUAUUGCCGAUAAUCAUUGGAUUACUUUGGUAAUUAUUCAUCAUGAAAAUAAGAAUAUUGUAUUGUAUAAAGAUUCGUUAGGCAAAGAUAAUUUUGUUGAGAAAAGGAAAGAAGUACAGAAGAUCUUAGCAGAGAAAUUUGAAAAUAUUAUUUUUAAAUUUCAUAAAUCUUGUGAUCAAUUAGAUUGUUACAAUUCUGGAGUAUUUGUUUUGGCCAAUAUGAAGAUUAUUGUUGAACAGUUGAGGAAUAAUGAAAAAUAUUUUAUUAAAAAUUUUGAAAUGAAUAAUUUUAUUAUUGAAAAAGAAGUAAUGGAACUUCGUCAAGAAACAUUUCCAAAAAUGUAUGCUUUGAAUGUAUAUCAGUUAUAUAAGAGAAAAAAAGUUGUUAGUCAUCAUUCUGUUGAACUGAAAUUAUUACAGAAAUUACUUGAAAAGAAUAAUGACAUUGUAAACCAUUCGAUAGUUAUAGGAAAAGAAAAUAAACUUGAAAAAAAUGGACUACGAUUAUCAAUUGAAUUACCUGAAGACGAAAAUUUAGUAAAAGAAAAUUAUCAAUAUUUGUAUGUAAUUGAAGCUUCGAAAGGUUUAAGAACGAAAAUUAUUGCAGUUUUAGACAUAAAAGAAAUUUAUUCUGUAGAAGAAAAUGUUGUUAAGAUAUUAGAUCAAAAAUUAACAGCUCUUAGUAAAAUACAACAGAAAAAAUUAGAUCAAAGUGAAUUAACAAUUAAAACAUCUGAUAGUGAAUUGGAACGAUUAUUAGACGAACUGAGUGUUGAUUCUAAUGAUUUUAGUAAAGAUAUUUUAAGAAAACAUUUAAAUUUAAUUCAAGAAAAGAAAAAAGAUGAUUCAUCCUCUAUUAAUAUAAAUGUUUGUGAAUUAUUAAAUAAUUUACAUAAAAAAUUAACAACAAUUUUAACAUGUGAUUGGUCGAUUGAAUCAAUUCGUGAAUUAAUUCUUUAUCCAAUUUAUGAAUAUAAUUUAAAGAAAUAUGAUUGUAAUAUAAAAGGAAAUAAUUUAUUUGAUAUUUUAAGAUUAUGUUCAUCAAAAAAUUGGACAAAAGAAAUUCAUGAUUUAGCUAUUUUUCAAAUAUAUAAAGGAAGUUAUGAUAAAAAUUUAGAACAAUUAAUAACAGAAAUAUUUGAAUUAAAUAAACAACAGAAAAUUUCAAUUUUACAAAAUCAAGAAUUAAUAACAGAAUAUGGAAAUGUUGAAAAUUGUUAUAAUAAUAAAUCAACAAUUUGUCCAGAAUUUGAUAUUAUUAAAAAAUGGACAGCAUCAGAAAUGAAUGAAUGGGCUAAAAAAGUUAAACCUAUAGAAAAUGUUAGUCAAUAUUAA